AUGACGACGUUCAAGCGGGAGGACCUCCGUCGUGUCUUUUUUAGCGACUUGUCGGAGCAGUGUGACGAGGAUCUCAUCUAUGAGCUCUGCACGCAGUUCGGUCCCGUUGCAAACAUCACUUGGCCCACGAUCGGCAACCUCACCGGUGGGGCGCAACACAAGACGUUCUGCUUCGUGGACUUCCGUAACGCGGAGGACGCGAAGUACUGCUACGAGGCGCUGUACCGCAGCCGCGUCAAGAUGUUCGGAAAAGAGCUGCGCGUGUCUCACGCCAGCACGGAGAUGCCGUUAAAGGAAAGCGGCAGUCAGGUGCACCACCGACACGCCGUGCACGAGCUGCACGAGAUUGGGGCGAAAGUUGUGGUGCGUGGCGUGGACCUCAACGUCACGGAUUUUGACCUCACCUCGUUCUUUGGGCAGUUUGGGAAGUUUGCCGUGCCGCCGCGCAAGGUGCGGGACGUGGAGGGCAACUUCCGCGGCGUUGUCAUCCUCUCCUACGAGGACUUCGCCGCUAGCGAUAAGGUCAUUGACGAGAUGGACCAGAAGGUCUAUAGGGACCGACCCAUCUCUGUUGCUUACGCGAUGAUGGAGGACGGCAGUGGACGGCAGCACGGCACACCCGAAGAGCGUGAGAACGCCAAACUCUUCCUCGAAGAGGCACGCAAGCACGCUGAGCGCAUUGCAAAGGAACAGGCAGAACACGAGCGGGAAAAGGCACAACGGCGUCGCGAGAACGUUUCAUGGGCGUCCGGCAUUGAUCCGUUUUUCCGGGGACAACGGCCGUGA
This is a messenger RNA of Trypanosoma rangeli, 786 nucleotides long. Its product is annotated as RNA-binding protein. Gene Ontology annotation, cellular component: nucleolus; U12-type spliceosomal complex. The record is from RefSeq and is a predicted model, not a curated record. The coding region runs from base 1 to 786 and encodes 261 amino acids. The transcript has a single exon. Lineage: Eukaryota; Euglenozoa; Kinetoplastea; Trypanosomatida; Trypanosomatidae. Gene Ontology annotation, biological process: positive regulation of mRNA splicing, via spliceosome. Gene Ontology annotation, molecular function: RNA binding.